Molecule: messenger RNA, 1867 nt
Organism: Carya illinoinensis
Lineage: Eukaryota; Viridiplantae; Streptophyta; Magnoliopsida; Fagales; Juglandaceae
Product: sodium/calcium exchanger NCL2-like
Exons: 7
Coding region: 57-1739 (560 amino acids)
Biological process (GO): calcium ion transmembrane transport; intracellular calcium ion homeostasis
Cellular component (GO): membrane
Molecular function (GO): calcium ion binding; calcium:proton antiporter activity
Source: RefSeq, a predicted model, not a curated record
AACCCAUCUUGGGCAUGCCAUUUUAACCAUAUGUGCAAAGAAGUAUCUUCAAGACAAUGUCAAGAGCCUGUCUUGUCAUUCUCUUGGGUCUCCUAAUAAGCCAUUCGGUAAAUAGCCGUUCAUUCAGAGAGAAAUCCAAACUCGUAUCUGAUGGCAUAGACAAAACAAGCCAGAAUUCUGCAGGCCUUGAACUGGAUGUCACAGCAACAACAGUGACAUGCGAGCCCAUCUAUGGAUUCUUGCCUUGCGCAACAUCGGUUUGGGGUCAGCUCUUCAUGAUCAUUACAUACGAGUUCCUGCUGUCCCUUGCAGGGAAGUAUGUUUCCAGUGGCUCUGAACUUUUCUUCCAAUUGUUUGGAACUGGAAUCUUUGGUGCUAGCUUGUUCCACAUUCUUGGCGCUAUCCCCCAAGUGGCUUUGGUGCUCGCCACUGGAGUGACAGGAAGUACAAGUACAAUUGAAACGCUGGCAACAAUGGGAAUGGGCUUAUUGGCAGGAUCGACUAUCAUGCUUCUUACUUUAGUCUGGGCCUCGGUUGUUUCUUUCGGCAGCUAUGAUCUUUCACAGCCUUCAGCUAAUUCAUCAGACGAGGAAAACGUGAAACCAUUCAGUUUAACUGGUUAUGGUGUUAGUACUGAUGUUGAGACCUACUACACUGCAAGAAUAAUGAUGGCGUCUAUGAUCCCAUUUCUCAUUCUUCAACUGGCGAAAAUUCUGAAUUCAACUUCAGGCGAAAGAAUCGUAGUCUUAGUUUCACUCAUUGUUACUGUUGUUUUCCUCUUCGUGUACUGUACCUUUCAGGUAUUCCAGCCAUGGAUUCAGAAUAGAAGAUAUGAAUAUCUGACACGCUCGUAUGUUCAGAGGAAUCUACUACCAAGUCUUCUUACUGCUGGAGGCAGACCUAAUUUAACAGCUAUAAGAGAGUGUUUUCAGAAAAUUGACAAAAAUAGAGAUGACUCUAUUUCCGUUAGUGAACUGAGAGCAUUGAUCUUGGGAAUACAGAUAGAAGUAGGUUUGAAUGAGGAUGAAUUGGAAGCAAAGAUGAUGCAGGAGUUUGACAUCUCUGGUGAUGAUCGCAUCAAUGAGACUGAAUUCGUUAAAGGAAUCUCAAAAUGCCUUGUUCUGUCUCGUCACCCUGCUGACGAACAAGAUCAUGACAGGCCCAAGUUUUUUACCAGUAGUUCAAAGCAAUCGAGAUCAGAGCAGCAGAGUCUAUUGACCCAGAAACAGGAGAACAGUACGAAAACUCUAAAGACUUGGUUGAAUUACGUUAAGGCAGCUCUUCUAUUGCUUGUAGGAACUGCUAUCUCGGUUCUGCUUGGACUGCCACUUAUGCAAACUCUCCAAGAGUUCUCUAGUGAUGUGAACAUCCCAUCAUUCUUGGUGACAUAUGUUGUGGUGCCACUGGCUUUAAACAUCAGACAGGCACUCACAACAAUUACCUCUGCCAGAGAGAAGACGGAAAAAGCUAUAUCGUUAACCUUUUCUGAGAUUUACAAUGGAGUAUUCAUGAACAACAUGAUGGGAUUGGUCAUCUUCCUGGCUCUUGUUCUCAUACGAGAUUUGUCGUGGGAUGUCUCAGCUGAAAUUCUGGUUGUUCUACUCAUAUGCACAGCGAUGGGUCUCUUUACCAGCUUCCGCACCAAAUUUCCAUUCUGGACAAGCAUUCUAGCAUAUCUUCUCUACCCCUUGUCUCUGUUGAUUAUUUAUCUUCUUACCGAGGUUGCAUGUUGGUCCUAGGCAACCGCUUGCUCUACUGCUUCAGAAAACUUGAUUGUUAUGUAUUCGUUUAGUUUUACAUGUACAUCCAUUACAAUACUUCCAAUUAUCUUCAUCAGUUCCUGCAUCCAAUGCAGGAUAUUAUUAAA